CCCCAAAAUUAAAAUCUGAGGGCGAGAGUGAGAAUUGAAUCCGAGAGGCCAAUAAUCAAUUCGUAGGGCAAUUUUCUCUCUCUAAAUCAGCAAUGGCCUCUCCGGCGACGCUACCGAUAUCCAACCCCCAAUCCGAAUCUCAGCCGCCAAUCGCCACCCCAGCCUUCCGCGCCUUCAUAUCCCGUCUGAACGCCACCGUCCGCAACGGUCUCUCUCAGCGGCGCCCAUGGUUGGAGCUAAUCGACCGGUCCUCCUUCUCUCGCCCCGACACACUCUCCGAAGCCGCCUCCCGCAUCCGCAAAAACUUCUCCUAUUUCCGCGUUAACUACGUCUCCCUUCUCGCCCUAUCUCUCGCACUCUCUCUCCUCACUCACCCAUUUUCCCUCCUCGUUCUACUAUCUCUGCUCGCGGCGUGGCUUUUCCUCUACUUAUUCCGCCCUUCUGAUCAGCCACUCGUGAUUGGUGGACGCACCUUUUCGGAUCGGGAGAUGCUGGGGAUUCUGGUGCUGUCCACAAUAGUUGUGGUGUUCCUCACUAGCGUUGGAUCACUGCUCAUCUCCGCUUUGCUUGUGGGUCUCGCUGUGGUUUGCGCCCAUGGCUCCUUCCGAAUGCCCGAGGACUUGUUUUUGGAUGAUCAGGAGCCUGCCAAUUCUGGCUUUCUAUCCUUCCUUGGUGGUGCCGCCUCCUCCGCCGCCGCUGCUGCGCCUGGCGUUGCAACACGUGUCUGAGUUGGAUCCCCUCUAAUCUGCUGUGGAAAUCCACCCAAAAGGUAAUGUACUAGUAAAGAUUUUCAUAUUUAAUUGAGUUAUUUUGUUGAAUUGUAAUAUCUUUUCGUCGGUGGAAUUAGGCUAAAAAUCGUUUAUGGAUUAUGAGCAUGUUUACAUGGCUACUUUAUGUUCUACAUUAGGUUGAGUAUCCAGAUUGUAAUUGAAUACUUUGUCAAUGUUUGUUCCUUGUUCUAAGUUGCGUGUCGUCGAGUUACUCUCAGACAUUUUGUUGUGUUA
Molecule: messenger RNA, 1004 nt
Organism: Erythranthe guttata (spotted monkey flower)
Lineage: Eukaryota; Viridiplantae; Streptophyta; Magnoliopsida; Lamiales; Phrymaceae
Product: PRA1 family protein B3
Biological process (GO): vesicle-mediated transport
Cellular component (GO): endoplasmic reticulum; Golgi apparatus
Source: RefSeq, a predicted model, not a curated record